Molecule: messenger RNA, 1800 nt
Organism: Phlebotomus papatasi
Lineage: Eukaryota; Metazoa; Arthropoda; Insecta; Diptera; Psychodidae
Product: probable phosphoserine aminotransferase
Exons: 4
Coding region: 621-1712 (363 amino acids)
Biological process (GO): L-serine biosynthetic process
Cellular component (GO): cytoplasm
Molecular function (GO): pyridoxal phosphate binding; O-phospho-L-serine:2-oxoglutarate transaminase activity
Source: RefSeq, a predicted model, not a curated record
GACCGUCGAGACAAAUAAAUUGCGAGUUCAACGACAUUGGAAUCUAAACAUUUUUUUUGCGAAUAUACCAUGAAGAAAGCAUUGCGGAAAUAAUACUUAGGGCCAAUUAAGUGAUAAUUCGAUUCAAAUGAACCAAAUACGUCAGCGAAAUUUGAGCCUGGGUUAGGGGAAUGUAAUCAUUGGAUUGAAAAUCUUGCAGGCGAAGUAACUUUUCGUGGUUCUUAUGAAAUGCACUAUCAAUGGUCGUGGGCUUAUCAAUGGAUUGGUGGAGCAAACAAGUUGUGCAUGUGCACCGAUCGUAAGAGUAUUGGGACUUGUUCUGGAUGCAAUCGGACGAUUUCGCAUCGCGUGAAUAAGAGAGUGUGGAGAAGAUCAGUGGGCAGUGACGAGACGUGACCUUUGUCUUGCUUUUUCAGUAGCUUAUUGAUGUGCCCAGACUAACUUGUUCUACAUCCCUCGUUUCUCCAGUACAUUCUCUCAGUCAAUCAUUACCAUUUGCCAAUUUAGCAUCAAAAGUUCUUCAGUGAAAUUUCUGCUUUAGAGCUAGAAACAACCUCCAGUUAUCUCUUAAUUUCUGUAUAUUAAAUUUAUUGGUGGUUUUGUGUGCAAAUAUUUCAAAUAUGGUGGUGAACUUUGGAGCUGGACCGGCUAAAUUGCCUGCAGAAGUUCUAUUGGAAGUGCAGAAGGAACUUGUGCAUCAUGGCAAUUCGGGCAUGAGUGUCAUGGAAAUGUCCCAUCGUGGGGCGGACUACAAUAAAAUCCACGAGGAGACCAUUAGCACACUCCAAGAACUUCUAGACAUUCCGGAUGACUACCAAGUUUUGCUACUUCAAGGCGGCGGAACAGGUCUCUUUGCAGCUGUUUGCCUCAAUCUUAUGGGGCGAACAGGGGUUGCUGAUUACGUUGUAACUGGUUCAUGGUCAGCCAAAGCUGCUAAGGAAGCAGCUAAAUAUGGAAAAGUGAAUAUGGUAAUCCCAAAAACUAACAAAUACACCGGCGUUCCUGAUCAGAAAACCUGGAAACUCGAUCCGAACGCUUCGUACUUGUACUACUGUGACAACGAAACCGUACAUGGGGUUGAGUUCAACUUCAUUCCGGAGACAAAUGGGGUACCCAUUGUCUGUGAUAUGUCGUCAAAUAUCCUAUCACGACAUUUCGACAUCAGAAAGUUCGGCUUGGUUUUUGGCGGAGCUCAAAAGAAUAUCGGACCUUCUGGUAUAACCGUCGUAAUCGUUCGUAAGGACUUGAUGGGUAACGCUAUGACCGUAACGCCGUCGAUCUUCGAUUUCGCAGUUGUAGCUAAGGACAACUCCAUUCACAACACUCCGCCGACUUUUAUAAUCUACGUCAUGGGACGAGUCUUUGCAUGGAUUAAACGACAAGGAGGCAUUAAGGCCAUGUACGAAAAUUCCAUUAAGAAAUCCCAAAUGAUUUACAAUGAAAUAGCUCGGUCUGGAGGAUUCUACGGUUGUCCAGUCAACGAGGACUCCCGUAGUAGGAUGAACGUACCCUUCCGUAUUGGGAGUAUUGAAGGAGAUGAAGCUUUAGAAAAGGAAUUCCUCAAAGGAGCUGAAGCUCGCAAAAUGGUCCAACUUAAGGGACAUCGUUCAGUUGGAGGCAUUCGUGCCUCACUCUACAAUGCCGUCACUAUCGAAGACGCUGAGGCUCUUGCCAAGUACAUGAGGGAAUUUUUUGAACAACACAAAAAAUAAUCCUUUUGAAUAUUCACAUCAAUUUUAUUCAUUCAACUUUGUGUAAGAACUAAUUUGGCACUGAAUAAACACAGAGACAUUUAGAUAA